AACAACUCCCCCGUGGAGGCCGCUAAGGCCGCCGUCGCUCCCCCUGCCGCCCCCAGCGGUCUUCAGCUCUACUCCAAGUUCGCCUUCGCUGGUGCUGUCUGCUGCUCCGUCACUCACGGUGCUCUGACCCCCGUCGAUGUGUAAGUCAUAUCGCCCUCGUCGCAUUGAUCGCCUUGAACGCGCGUGAUUCCGGUCCUGGUCCUCCCUGCGCCGAAAGAAAAGAAAACGCAAAACCUCGAGCCGUUGAAAACACGAUUCACCAUGACGACCUGCCUUGUUUUUCUCUCCCAUCUCGCUGACCUGUCCUCUCCCCUUCCAGCGUCAAGACCCGUAUCCAGCUUGACCCCGUCACCUACAACCGUGGCAUGCUUGGUGGAUUCAAGCAGGUCAUCGCCAACGAGGGUGCUGGCGCUCUCCUGACUGGUUUCGGUCCUACCGCCGCCGGUUACUUCCUCCAGGGUGCCUUCAAGUUCGGAGGUUACGAGUUCUUCAAGCAGCAGUGGAUCAACCAGCUCGGUCUCGAGACUGCCUCCAACAACCGCACCGCCAUCUACCUCGCCUCGUCCGCCACCGCCGAAUUCUUCGCUGAUAUCGCCCUCUGCCCUCUGGAAGCCACCCGUAUCCGUCUCGUCUCUCAGCCCACUUUCGCCUCCGGUCUCCUGAGCGGUUUCGGUAAGAUCCUCAAGAACGAGGGUAUCGGUGCUUUCUACUCUGGAUUCGGUCCCAUUCUCUUCAAGCAGGUCCCCUACACCAUGUCCAAGUUCGUCGUCUACGAGAAGGUCGCCGAGGGUGCCUACAAGUUCGUCGACAAGGAGACCGCUUCCGAUGGCAUGAAGACCGCCGUCAACCUCGGCUCCGGUCUCAUCGCUGGUUUCGCCGCCGCUCUCGUCUCCCAGCCCGCUGACACCAUGCUCUCCAAGAUCAACAAGACCCCCGGUGAGCCCGGUGAGGGUACCAUCUCCCGUCUGGCCAAGAUCGGUAAGGAGCUCGGCUUCAAGGGCUCCUACGCCGGUAUCGGUGCCCGUCUGUUCAUGGUUGGUACCCUGACCGCCGGUCAGUUCGCCAUCUACGGUGACAUCAAGCGUAUCUUGGGCGCCACUGGUGGUGUUGAGAUCGCCAAAUAGAUUUAACUGUGUUUAACGUGAACUACUUUGGUGUAUUAUAUUUCUGUCACUAGACUACCUUUUUUUUUUCU
Molecule: messenger RNA, 1195 nt
Organism: Aspergillus steynii IBT 23096
Lineage: Eukaryota; Fungi; Ascomycota; Eurotiomycetes; Eurotiales; Aspergillaceae
Product: putative mitochondrial phosphate carrier protein (Mir1)
Exons: 2
Coding region: 366-1124 (252 amino acids)
Biological process (GO): mitochondrial phosphate ion transmembrane transport
Cellular component (GO): mitochondrial inner membrane
Molecular function (GO): phosphate transmembrane transporter activity
Source: RefSeq, a predicted model, not a curated record